CCCAACACCCCUCCCUCUAGCCCGGGCGCGCUGCACCUCAGAUGAGGAUUGGUCGAAGACAGGAAGGCGGGGUUUGGAGGCAGGUUAAGAGCGCUCGGCGGUGGGGCCACGCGUUCCUGAGAAGGUUCAAUGGCGUGGCAGGGGAUGGCGACCGAGUUCCUGCAGGUGCCGGCGGUGACGCGGACCUACACCGCAGCCUGCGUCCUCACCACCGCCGCCGUGCAGCUGGAACUCCUCAGCCCUUUCCAGCUCUACUUUAAUCCGCACCUCGUGUUCCGGAAGUUCCAGGUCUGGAGGCUCGUCACCAACUUCCUCUUCUUCGGGCCCCUGGGAUUCAGCUUCUUCUUCAACAUGCUCUUCGUGUUUCGCUACUGCCGUCUGCUGGAGGAGGGUUCCUUCCGCGGCCGCACGGCCGACUUCGUCUUCAUGUUUCUCUUCGGGGGUGUCCUUAUGAUCCUGCUGGGGCUCCUGGGCAGCCUCUUCUUCCUGGGCCAGGCCCUCACAGCCAUGCUGGUAUACGUAUGGAGCCGCCGCAGCCCCCGGGUGAGGGUCAACUUCUUCGGCCUCCUCACCUUCCAGGCGCCAUUCCUGCCCUGGGCGCUCAUGGGCUUCUCAAUGCUGCUGGGCAACUCAAUCCUCGUGGACCUUCUGGGGAUCGUUGUGGGCCACAUCUACUAUUUCCUGGAGGAUGUCUUCCCCAACCAGCCUGGUGGCAAGAGGCUGCUGCUGACCCCUGGCUUCCUGAAGCUGUUACUGGAUGCCCCAGAGGAGGACCCCAAUUACCUGCCCCUCCCUGAGGAGCAGCCAGGACCCCUGCAGCAGUGA
Messenger RNA from Globicephala melas (long-finned pilot whale), 825 nucleotides. RefSeq names its product derlin 3 (gene DERL3). Gene Ontology annotation, cellular component: endoplasmic reticulum membrane; Hrd1p ubiquitin ligase ERAD-L complex. NCBI's taxonomy places the organism in Eukaryota, Metazoa, Chordata, Mammalia, Artiodactyla, Delphinidae. The record is from RefSeq and is a predicted model, not a curated record. Gene Ontology annotation, molecular function: misfolded protein binding; ubiquitin-specific protease binding. Gene Ontology annotation, biological process: endoplasmic reticulum unfolded protein response.